This is a messenger RNA of Poecilia reticulata (guppy), 7014 nucleotides long. Lineage: Eukaryota; Metazoa; Chordata; Actinopteri; Cyprinodontiformes; Poeciliidae. The record is from RefSeq and is a predicted model, not a curated record.
CAGAAGACGGCGGUAUCAGUCCGGGACCGCGCGCACCGCUGGAGGCAGUCGAGCUGCAGAGCGGAGCCUCUGUGUGUGUGAAGCAACUCCGGCUGAUGUUUGCGGCGGAGAGGAGAGAGACGGACGGGAAGAGCUGGAGCUGUGGAGCUGGGUGGGCAUGACAUUUGAGCAAAGUCUGAACAGGAACAACGCGCUGCCCAAAGUAGCUAUGUCUGCGGUACGGCGCUCCGCUGGACUUCGCAAAGGUAAAUCAGAACUCCGCAGUGGCUUCAAGCCCCUUUUCUUCCGCCGCUGAACGGAGAUUCGGAGGAGGGAGCAGAAGCGUCGAGGCAGUGCCCGCUUCACCCCUCUACAGUCUGGCAGGUGCAGUCGCCAGGAGAGAGGGRCGGAGGGAGGCAGAGCUGCUGCCUAAUUAACUCCCSGACGAGCAAGAACACAGAGACGGCUUGCGGAAACAGGUGCGCACCGGAGAGGACACUAUGUCAAAGGAGACAAAAGGAAGAGGUGCGGGGCGAAAGCACAGCGCCUCCCACUGGCGUCUGCAGAACAUCGCACAAGAAUCUGUCGAAAGCUCUGAUGAGGAGUUCUUCGACGCCAGAGAUGUUAUGGAGGGGAAGAGCGCCAUUCUGCUGGGCAUGAGUCAGUGGAACUCAAAUGACCUGGUGGAGCAGAUCGAAACUCUGGGACAUAUGGAGGACCAGACUCACGGUACGGACACACACACCCCAGAUGUUAUGGAGGGGAAGAGCGCCAUUCUGCUGGGCAUGAGUCAGUGGAACUCAAAUGACCUGGUGGAGCAGAUCGAAACUCUGGGACAUAUGGAGGACCAGACUCACGAGGGUCUGUACCAGCUGGGCGGUCCGCGCUGCGCCCCUCAGAGCAGCAUUGAAGGUUUGGAGGAUGCAGAGAGGAAAUGUAAAACCCACGUGCUGCUGCUGGCGGUGCAUGGUGGAAACAUCUUGGACACGGCAGGCGGCGACCCGAGCACAAAGGCUGGUGACGUGGCCACGCUGGCCUCAGUGCUGGAGAAGGUGACCCGGGUGCAUUUCCAGGCCGCCGAGGAGCAUGUGAUGAUCAAACUGGUGCCGUGUCCGGCCGUGUGCGCCGAAGCCUUCUCUCUGGUGUCCAAACACGCUGUCUCCAUCCGACACGUUGGCGGUUCACCUGGGAAAGACAACACGGACCGGYUGCGGGAGUCRAGUCCCGGCCUGAGCUCCAGCAAGAGGCUGAGCAAGAGCAACAUCGACAUCUCUGCUCCCAACGAAGGCCAGGGCGGCCCGUCGCUCAGCCGCAAGCAGAGCGACUCGUACGACGGGGAUACCUCUUCCUCGGGCCAGCACAACUUUUUUUCCAGACACGCUGUCUCCAUCCGACACGUUGGCGGUUCACCUGGGAAAGACAACACGGACCGGYUGCGGGAGUCRAGUCCCGGCCUGAGCUCCAGCAAGAGGCUGAGCAAGAGCAACAUCGACAUCUCUGCUCCCAACGAAGGCCAGGGCGGCCCGUCGCUCAGCCGCAAGCAGAGCGACUCGUACGACGGGGAUACCUCUUCCUCGGGCCAGCACAACUUUUUUUCCAGUUUGAUGAAGGAGGGUGUAGAGGUGCGCGGUGGCAGCAGCACCAGUCUGGUGUUGAAUCCAGGCCGCUUUGACUUUGAGGUGUCGGACUGCUUCCUGUUGGGCUGCCCUCUGGGACUGGUGCUGGCCAUGAGACGCACGGUGCUGCCCGCUAUUCACGUGGGGCAGCUUCGCCCAGCCUGCUCCCAGAUCUUCAACCUGUUUUACCCCUCCGAUCCUUCAGCCUCCAGGCUGGAGCCGCUGCUGCAGCCUCUUUUCCACAAGCUGCCGCCGUUCGCCGUGCCACGCUACCAGCGCUAUCCUCUUGGAGACGGGCGCUCGCUGCUCAUYGCAGAAAGCAUCCAAAGCAACCCCGGCGUGUUUCUGGAAGGUGACAAAUCCCACGGCGGUCCAGCUUCACCGCAUUCCUGUGAGACGAAGUCGGACGGAGGAGGAGGCGGCGAAGCAAGAGGUCGUAGAGGCAGCGUGACCAGCGUGGAAAGUGAAAUGUCAGUGUGCUCCAUGAGCCAACUAGGGAACACCAUCGCUAACAUUUCCAGCAGCUGGUGGGGCUCCAAGAGGCUGGACUUCGCUUUGUACUGCCCCGACGUGCUCACCGCCUUCCCCACGGUAGCUCUGCCUCAUCUUUUUCACGCCUCUUACUGGGAGUCCACCGACGUUGCCGCGUUUGUUCUCCGUCAGCUCAUGCGGUGCGACUGCGUGCGGACGCAGGAAGCGGACCACCUGGACUCGGCUCCGUUUUCUCCUUCCAGCCCGCGUGAGAAGUGGCUCCGGCGGAGGACGCAUGUCAAGCUAAGGAACGUCACCGCUAACCACAGGGUGAACGAUGUCAUAGCAACAGAGGAUGGACCUCAGACUUUAGUCGGCCGUUUCAUGUACGGACCGUUGGACAUGGUUACUCUAACUGGAGAAAAGGUGGACAUCCUGGUGAUGACUCAGCCUCAGUCUGGCCGCUGGGUGCACUUUGACAUGGAGGUGACCAGCAGCAGUGGCAGGGUUACCUACACCAUUCCCAAAAGCAAGAAGCUCGGCUUGGGGGUGUAUCCAGUAAAAAUGGUGGUCAAGGGCGACCAGACCAGCGCUGAGGCCUACCUGACUGUGUUGCCGCGGGGCAUGGAGUGUGUGGUGUUCAGCAUCGAUGGGUCUUUUGCUGCCAGCGUGUCCAUUAUGGGCAGCGACCCCAAGGUCCGGCCUGGAGCCGUUGAUGUUGUCAGGCACUGGCAGGACCUCGGGUAUCUAAUCAUCUACAUCACCGGUCGGCCUGACAUGCAGAAGCAGCGCGUUGUGUCUUGGCUCUCGCAGCACAAUUUCCCACACGGGAUGAUCUUCUUUUCUGAAGGGUUGGUUCACGAUCCCCUGCGACAGAAGACCAUCUUCCUUAAAAACCUCAUACAGGAAUGUCACAUCAAGAUAAACUCUGCUUAUGGCUCCAUGAAGGACAUCUCUGUUUACAACAUGUUGGGCCUAAGCCCCUCGCAGAUUUACAUCGUGGGCAGACCUUCGAAGAAGUACCAGAAUCAAUGCCAGUUCCUGAGUGAUGGUUACGCGGCCCACCUCUCCACGCUGCAGUUCAGACACAGAGCGCGGCCCAAGAAGUCCCCGUCGGUCCGCAUGGUGCUGAGGAAAGGCUCGUUCGGCCUCUCCGCCAAGCCGGACUUCCUGUGCAAGCGCACCCACCUGCGGAGGACGAUGUCGGUCCAGCAGCCCGACCCGCCAUGCGCGCCCAACCCCAAACCGGAGCGAGCCCAGAGCCAGCCGGAGUCAGACAAGGACCACGGCGGGGGAGGGUCCGGAGGAGGCGGGGGAGUCGGGCAGGGUGCGUGGGGACGAGCCUCCAUGCACCGCGGGGACACCACGCCCUGACACCCACACCGUCAUGGGAGGAGUGCAGGAGGAAAGAAGAAGAAGAGAACUAAUGGGUCUUGGUGUCCAGGGCCAAGAGUCUGCUGUACACUUCUGUCUGCUGUACAUUGGAGUUUGCUGGCAGUCCUUACAGCGAAGCUUUACCUCCUGCUUGGCCCUCUACACUUUUUCCACCCGAUGGAUUUCGUUUCGUGAUAUUCUCUGUAGAUAAGUUCAGUCUUCUGAAUUUAAAACAGUUGCAAAGUUGUUUUCCUUUGGCAAAUAAUUGUUCUGAGCUCAAAUGCUAUCUAAAUGUAAAAUUUGACCAAUGUGGUUAUGACUCUGAAUUUUCUCGCAUCUUGUAUUUAUUGCACACUCACGCCGAAGAGCGUUAAACCUGGGAUGAAAGCGGUGGAGUUUUCUCCAGAAUAUGGAACGUUGCUCGCCGUUUUGGUUCUGUCCAGUACAGCAAGUUGAUCGCGUUGGCCGACUCCAGCCAGCACAGAGCCCCUCUGCCGAUGUAAAUACCCAGGAGUACUGUGACAUUUUGGCUUAAUCUCUACAUGAGUUCUGCGGCCUGACAUUCUCCAAGUAUCCAAUCUCUGCCUGUUUUUUUUUUUUAAUUUUUUUUUUUACUACUCCCGCUUGCAUUUGGCUCACAUCACUGCCGCUUCAUCCUCCGUUCAACCCGUACGGCGGAUCACACAUUACGACGGCCGACCGCAGCGCCUGGUCUGCAGUCUUCGAAGAGAGACGUGGCACAUACAGUUCCGCUCCCGCCGAGGUCACUUUUCUUUUUCUGGGGGGGUUUUGCACUAACGGCCGUAUUCUGCACAGUCGCUGCUUGGUGGUUAAAAGAAUAAAUGUUAUGAAUAUUGUGUUAACAUGUUUACAGGUUAUCAAGCGGUCGUGACAAGUGAUGAGAGCCGCUUUUCUAACUGUAACUAGCUUUAUUAGCAGGUUUAGUUCACUGGCUUGUUCGACGGCGUUAGCUUGCUAAGCCCGCGGACUUUGUUCCACUUAAAAAUCGCCCGGGACGCGCCCACCUUUAUUUAUUACUGCUGCACUGAAAACUCGAGUAUUUAUGCUGAAAUCCGACAGUCUUGUGCACUUGAAGUUUUACGUGGUUAUGUUUGGAAAAAUCUGUGCAUAUUUUUCUAUCAGGAAAUACUGUAAAUAGAGAUAUUUUCAAUGUAUGUUUUUAGAUCUGUGUUGAACUGUUCACUCUUUUCCUUUUAGCCUUAAAUUGUUUACUUAUUUUGUGGAGCGUUUGUUUCUACCAUCAGUCCUGGCAUAAAGUGCAUUAAUGUUGACUUUUGACAGGUUUUACAUGCUGUGGUAGUGUGUGUGUGUGUGUGUGUGUGAGUGUGUGUUGGUGAAUAUUCAGAGAGUGUAAAUGUCUCUGCAGAGGAAUCGGAGAAGCCGAUGAGGAUCUAUCUGCAUGUUCUCUUUGCAGCUCCACUGCCAGUUUUUAAGAACUGCAUGGAUUUUUGUGGCCCUGGAAAGAAGCAGUAGGGUACAGCAGGAUUACUCAACUGAAUCUUUUAUACCUGCUAUGAAAGGAGAGGGGAUUAUGCGGUCUUAUGGUGUCUUGUUUUAAAUAAAAAUCUGUGCAACGAAUAAUUUGUGCAAUCCAGAAGGGAAGAUUAUCGUGAAAAUCUUUCUUUCUCUUCCUGUAGCCUGCAUAAAGUUUGACUUUUGGAUUAUUGCUAUGUAUGUCUGACUGAGUGUAGUGCUGCCUCUGAAAUAACACUGCACCAUGUAUGAUAUUGUAAAAAAAAAAAAAAAAGGAACAAGUUUAAAACGUACGUUUUUGUUUUGGAUGUACAGUUCCAGUGAGAAGUUUACGAUAUUCCACCUCGUAGUGAUGCAUAUAAACCAUAGUUUUUUUCAGUGUGGAAUGAUGAUACAACAAACGACUUCAGCAAUUUUAAAAACAAGAAAUCCCUGAAUUGUUUUUUUUUUUUUUAUGCAUAGGCACAAAGUUACAGAAAACAGCCUCAAAUACGGUUGAUACUUAAAUACACACUAACUUUUCUUCCUCGCUUUCUGACAUUAAAUCACAUAAAACUUUAUUUUUUAGCUCAGUUAGUAUUACCAAAACUAUUCAUUUGAAUCCCAGGAUUUUUUUUCUUGAUAAUUUUCUAUUUCUUCAAACAUAGAAAUCUUCCCACAGCUUCUCACUCGAGUUUGCUGGAAUUUAUCAUGAUGAGAAAUCUGGUCAUGUUCAUGUGCCACCUUGCUCACACACUGAUGUCCUGCUCUGCCCUCAAAACGUUUGAACAGAGAUCAGAAUUUUAUGAAAUCUAAUCCAGAUUUUUGACGAUCCCAUUUGUAACUAAUGUGGCUGCAUGUUUAGGCUAGUCUGACCUCAAACUCUGUAUGUUUAGACAUCUAGAUAACUAGCUAGCUAACUAACUUGUAUGCUUUAACACUAAGUAACUAACUAGCUUCAGUAGCUAGAUGGUUAUCUAGCUAGGUAGCUAAGAGGAUAGCUAGCUAGCUUUUAUGUCAUUAAAACCCGUUUACAUGAUAAAUUUAAUAGACGUAUUUUUAAUCUGUUACUUAGGUAAUUCAACCAACCAAAUGGUGCAAAGUGCUAUUAUACAUAUUAAGCUUAUAAGUGUUUUAGAAACUCCUGACCAUGGAACUUUUUUAGAAAAGUGGACUGUGGACGCUGACAUUAGCGUUGGGGACAUUAUAUUUACCUUAUUUUUUCUUGUAUUAUUUCUCUUUUUCCUUUUCAUCGAUUUAUUUUGUUAUUUUUGUGCAUCACUUUGGUACAGUUACAAACCUGAUUUUAAAGUGCUAUAUAGAUAAAUUUGAUAUUGACAUUGCUUCAUCAUGUUUUGCAUCGAGACAUACUGUAUGUUAGCCUUGAAUAGCUUCACUUUUUUUUUUUUGUACAACUUAAACACAACAACUAUCUUUUCCAGCAUCCCAUCACAAAGUUUUCGAAGCAAAAUUUUAUCCCUAGUGGACCAAGAGUAGGAGUUUUUUUUGUUCAUCGCUACUGUUUACAAUCAUUUCUGCAUCAGACGUACCAGAAACACACAAAUGCAAAGGUUCUGGCUGGAAAUGAAAAUUUUUGACAUGUUAAAAUCGGUGUAAUUAAUUAACCAAAAUGCGUUAGUCCCAAACAUAGUGUUCAGUGAAGCUGUUUGUUGUGUAAUCGCUGCUCCCCAAAAAAAGAAAAGGUGUGAAUGCUUUAUUAACAGUAGAUUCUCACCCAAAAGGAAUGUAUGUAAAUGUCUGACCAGAACUGUACAUGUUGUUACCGAAGCAGCCAAAUGAACAUUUCCAUUAACAGACACUUUAAGCAAAUAGAUCCUGUGCAACCUGUGAUGCAUAUUUUAAAACUUUUAUGCUAUGAAAUAUUUUAAAAUUACAGUUAUUAAAUGGCAAAUAAAAAUCUAAUAGUUAUUUGUAGCGUGAGUGUUUAUUAUUCAAUAUUCUUUACAGUGUUUGUGGUACUACUGGGCAAAUAAAAAAUAAACACAAUUUCACAAAAUUCAUGGAAAACCAGGGAUUAAAACCAGUAAGAUGAACAUCUUAAUUAGAACUUGUAUUGAUUACAAGUGAGUGAGUCUUAAAA